This is a messenger RNA of Prorocentrum cordatum, 723 nucleotides long. NCBI's taxonomy places the organism in Eukaryota, Dinophyceae, Prorocentrales, Prorocentraceae. The record is from the annotation of a GenBank genome assembly.
AUGAUGUUCCACGACGUGGCGAUGCAGAUCCCAGGCCUUCCGUCGCCGUCGACUGCCGCGGGCGCCAGCUUCCAGAAAUUCUUGCAAACGCUCCGCAAUGUGACCUACUCCAUCCGCUUGGUUUACCGCGUCAACACGCUCCGCGAUGUCAACAAUCUCGAAACAAAGUUGCUCCUUCCCACGCUCACUUCGGACGGCGUCGUUGGCUCCUGGCGCCUGGGCCCGACGCCGAUCGCCCCGAGCAACACCGCGUGCCCCUUCGCCGAGUGCAACUCCGUGAGCUACGAUCCGGACCUCGGCUUCGCGGUCGUGGACGGCUCGACAGUCACCGCCGUGCGCCUCCUCGUCACGUUCCUGGAAUCAGAAGACGACGAGGAGACGACCGUGCCCGACACUGCGCAGGGUCCGCGCGUCACACGGGUGGCCAUCUGCGCCCUCGAGCCUGCGGGCCAGUGGCUGGUGCGCGCGGACGGGGCCUCCCUCGUGACUGCCACGAAACGCAAGUGCGACGACACGUUCGCGGUGCAGUCGCACCACAAAAUGGCUGCGCAUGACAUGCCCUUGUGGGCGCAGUACAUGAACCGUGCGCUCGCGACCCCCAGGGGCCCGCCGCUGAACUUCGCCCACGCCGUGACGCCCCUGAAGCGCAAACGCGCCUUGGACGACGCAGCUUCGGCCUCCGAGGCUGCGGACAUGAUAGCGCGCAGCCGCAGGCUCGUCGAG